GCUUUAAUUUUAAUUUAGUAUUUGUUGUAUAUAUUUAUACUUGCUAUAUUUUAGAUUGUGAAGUUGAAUUGAAAGGAAAUAUAAACAACUUAAAAUAAGUACUAUGACAUAUCCACCAUUUUCAUUAGACAAACAGAGAUAUGACCAGAGUACAUAUUUUGGACGUGUUCAAAGAUGUUUUAGUAUUGUGGAUCCAUCAACACUCUUUGUUAGCUCUAAAAAGUUAACAGAUUCCAUGGCUCUUUUAAAUGACUUUAAUGAAGGAACAUUACCUGCUGGUGUCACAGAUGCACAGUUAUGGAAAGCAAGAAAAAUAAAAGAGGCAAUCAUACAUCCUGAUACUGGAGAAAAAAUAUUGAUGCCAUUUCGCAUGUCUGGAUAUGUCCCGUUUGGUACAGUGUCGGUUAUUGGUAUGCUCAUACCGGGUGCAUCUGUAAAGCAAGUCAUUUUUUGGCAGUGGUUAAACCAAACGCAUAAUGCAUGUGUAAACUAUUCCAACAGAAAUGCAACUAAGCCAACACCCACAGCAAGAUUUGUCAUGAGUUAUGUUGGUGCAGUUACAAGUGCUGUUGGUAUUGCUGUUGGUAUAAGUAUGCUGAUUAGAAAGACAAGCUUGUUGUCAGCUGGUCAGAAAUUAUUAGCAUCAAGAUUUGUGGCUUACCCUGCAACUUCUGCUGCAAAUGUGUGCAAUGUAUACAUGAUGCGUCAAAAUGAACUUCAGGAGGGGGUUGAAGUUGAGGAUGAAAAUGGAAACGUGGUCGGAUCAUCUAAAAUUGCUGCGAGUAAGGCCGUGUAUGAAACAGCUAUAUCCAGAGUGCUUCUACCUGCUCCCAUCUUAAUCUUCCCUCCAUUGAUUAUGGCGUGGUUAGAAAAAACGAAAACGUUUAGAAGAAAACCACGACUUAAUAUGCCCAUCAAUGCUGCAGUGUGCACACUUGCAUUUGGAUUAGCUCUACCUUUCGCUAUUGCAAUGUUUCCGCAAAAAACGAAGAUUGAAGUGUCGAAGCUUGAGGCUGAGAUCUCAUCGAAGACUUCGUCUGGUGUGGUUUAUUUCAACAAGGGUCUGUGAAAUUGUUCAACUUCGAAUGAAGUGAUAAUAAGAAAAAAGAAUCAUUUUAAAGACAGUAGAAGAAGCCACUUUAGAUUAACACAUAUCCGGAAUGGAAAAACAGGGACCGCCCUUUGCUUCUCGUUGACACAGGAAAGGAUUUCUAUUAGGCCUAUAUUUUUCGCGUUUUUUUUUUUUAUUCCUUCUGAAUGUUAAAAACGUGCACAAAAUGGUUUAAUAAUGACCCUCUUCCGUUUUUCAACGAGGUGUUGAAAAUGCAAGUGCGAUAACCUGACUUAACCUUGCUUCCAACGCCUACACAUGUUGUGUAGUAUUUAGCUAAUAAAUAAUACUUUUUUACGUCGUAUACUGUAUAUUGCUCGAUUAAACGCCCACUAUCGAAUAGCGCCCACUUCUUUUGAUAUUUGUUAUAAAUAAGCGCCCUUUUUAAGUACACGCCCCGGGCGAUUAUUCGGAUAUAUUACUAGAGCCAAAGAGAUCGCUUAUUAGAAUAUUUAGAAAUUAGAAAAAAGGGAUAUGUUUUAUACUUGUUACAUAUAUAUCAUUUUUUAUAACUUGCGACCAUUAUUGUUUCCUAAAAAAAAGCUGAAUGGAACACAAUAUUUUUCAAUAAGCGUCCUUCUCGAUUUACUAUCCUUCUCGACUAAGCACCUAACUUAAAGGUCAAAACUUCAAAUAAGCGCCCGGGGCGCUUAGUCGCGUAUUUGUAGUAUUUUGAAAUUGAAUUGUUACUCGUUUAUUUUGUACGCAAUUCGUUGAGGUGUAGAAUAUAGUUUUACGCCCUUUUGUAGUUUGUAAUUAGAAUUGUAGUUACUAUAUGUCAUUUUUUUUUAUAUAGACUCUUUCCUUCA
This is a messenger RNA of Hydractinia symbiolongicarpus, 1920 nucleotides long. RefSeq names its product sideroflexin-5-like. Gene Ontology annotation, molecular function: monoatomic ion transmembrane transporter activity. Bases 104 to 1069 code for a protein of 321 amino acids. NCBI's taxonomy places the organism in Eukaryota, Metazoa, Cnidaria, Hydrozoa, Anthoathecata, Hydractiniidae. Gene Ontology annotation, biological process: monoatomic ion transport; mitochondrial transmembrane transport. The record is from RefSeq and is a predicted model, not a curated record. Gene Ontology annotation, cellular component: mitochondrial inner membrane. The transcript is spliced from 14 exons.